Trichosporon asahii var. asahii CBS 2479 is the source of this 885-nucleotide messenger RNA. RefSeq lists its product as uncharacterized. The record is from RefSeq and is a predicted model, not a curated record. The coding region runs from base 1 to 885 and encodes 294 amino acids. The transcript is spliced from 3 exons. Lineage: Eukaryota; Fungi; Basidiomycota; Tremellomycetes; Trichosporonales; Trichosporonaceae.
AUGCGUCUCCUUCUCGGGCUUUACCUCGCCUCUCCUGCACUUGGGGCUGCGUUCACGUCACUCCAGCUCUCUGGAUCGGACGGCCCAUGGUGCGUCCAGACCAAGGGUGACAGCACCGAAAUCGGCACCCCACUCGAAUACGGCAAGUGCGGUCCCGCACCGACACAGCGCUGGAGCUAUGUCGAGAACCAGCUGCGCCUGUCUGGCGAGGUGGACCGUUGUAUCGGUCUGAAGCAGGGAGCGGAGGCCCCCGAGGCCGUGCUCGCAUCGUGCAUCCCCACAGACGAUCCUACUGUCGAGACGUCUUGGACGUGGGACACCACGAAGCGAUCUCAGAUUUGUACAUAUCACGAGAAGACGACCACUCCUCAGCAGACUUGGUGCCUCUCGGCGAUCGGGGGCCAGGAGCCACCGAGGCUCUUCCUCUCAUGGAGGCAGCGCGCAGGCCGCUUUGAACCCCAGCGCACCCCCGGUGGUCCUGUCACUGACGAAGAGGGCAAGUGUGGGGCUGCCUCGGGCGAUGAAGCCAACGCAGUGACCUCGGGGGCUGUCAUGGUCUGUGCCAUGCCCGUCCCGAACGGCAUGCAAGGACGGAAUGCAAGAGCCGUGAGCAGGAGCCCCGCGCAGAGAAUGGCGGUACCUGGUCGUUAUCUCACGUACACGGACCGGCUUGGUCCCACUGAUCCAGAACCCCCAACUCGUUCCAUCACCACAUCCACAUAUCACGAGAACAUGUUCGACCCCAAGCGUCCACAGAUCUUCGGCACCGUCCCUCCCGUCGUUGCCGGAGAGCCGAAGCAUAGCCCGGCCGCUCCCUCGAUCACUCGACCGGCGCCCACCACUUCAUGGCUCUCAAUGAUGCUCUCAGGUCAACCCGGCAAAUGA